This is a messenger RNA of Phytophthora nicotianae INRA-310, 1026 nucleotides long. RefSeq lists its product as hypothetical. The record is from RefSeq and is a predicted model, not a curated record. The coding region runs from base 97 to 894 and encodes 265 amino acids. Gene Ontology annotation, biological process: polysaccharide catabolic process. Gene Ontology annotation, molecular function: cellulase activity. NCBI's taxonomy places the organism in Eukaryota, Oomycota, Peronosporomycetes, Peronosporales, Peronosporaceae. The transcript has a single exon.
AGUCGCUUAGGUUGAUUUGCAUUUUCGGCGUAAUCGGGGGUUGCAAACGUACGGCAGGCUUGCUUUUCGAGAUGGGACCACCAGCAGGCUGGUCUCAUGCAAAUGACCAGUGCAAGACUCGCCCAGUCAGUAAUUUGCUCCAACCCUCUCAGCUCUCGCCAAUUAACCAUGAAGCUUUCCUUCGCUGCCCUCGCCCUCGCCGCUGCGGCAUCGUCAUCGAACGCUCAGGAAUUCUGUGGGCGUGACGACUUCAAGGUUGUCGGAGACUACACGGUAUACAACAACCUCUGGGGACAGGACAACGACAAGGCGGGUGGACAGUGCACUACGGUUGACGGCAGCAGCGGCUCCGAGAUCGCGUGGCACACGAGCUUUAACUGGGCCGGCGAUAACUGGCAGGUCAAGUCGUACGCCAACGCUGCGCUCAAGUUCGACCCUGUGCAGAUCUCCAAUGUGACGUCAAUCCCCACCACGAUGGAGUACACAUACAAGUAUGACGGCAACAUUAUCACGAAUGUGGCGUACGACCUGUUCACUAGCCCCUCGAUUGGCGGCGAGACCGCGUACGAGCUGAUGGUCUGGCUUGCCGCACUAGGCGGUGCCUGGCCGUUGACCACCACUGGCCAACCUAUUAAGUCCGUAACGCUCGGUGGCGUGGAGUUUAACCUGUACCAGGGAUGGAACAACAAGACCAAGGUCUUCACGUACGUCGCCAAGAACAUGGCCACGAGCUUCUCGGCUGACCUCAAGCAAUUCUUCGAUGAGCUUCCGGCCGACAACACGAUCGAGACGACGCAGUACCUCACCCACGUUCAGGCUGGUACUGAGCCGUUCCAGGGCAAGAACGCCACGAUGACUGUGUCCAAGUACUCGGCCGCUGUCCACACAGUUUAAGCGACCGCGUAGACUCAGCCAGCGCGUACAUACUGAAAACGGCGACCAUUGAAAAGUAGUAGUUACGAUAGGGAUUUGACAGAACCAGCUCUUCCGAAUACAACAGCAAAGUUCAUCUUCAUGGUCAUCCCA